Macadamia integrifolia is the source of this 905-nucleotide messenger RNA. RefSeq lists its product as uncharacterized. The record is from RefSeq and is a predicted model, not a curated record. NCBI's taxonomy places the organism in Eukaryota, Viridiplantae, Streptophyta, Magnoliopsida, Proteales, Proteaceae. Bases 9 to 656 code for a protein of 215 amino acids. The transcript has 5 exons.
GUUCGGCCAUGGCGUUUGCUCACUAUUUGGUGGCUUUGCCUGUAGAUAGUUCACACCUUCUGAAAAGUUCCAUUACAUCUUGUCCAACUACCUGUACUGGUUCUUCUUCCCUUGUCUCCCAUGUUUUCUCUCCUUCUUCUCUACGGGCCGAAGCCAAAGCGCCUAAGGUUUCAGUCUUUUCGAGGUUUCGUAAACUCGGGCAUAGAGCCAGGGCGAAGUUGCAGGAACCAGAAGCUAAUUUAGUUGCUGAUGCUUUUACAAACUUCAAACAUGUGCUUCUUCCAAUCACUGACCGGAACCCUUAUCUGUCCGAGGGAACAAGACAGGCUGCAGCAACUACAGCUGCCUUGGCAAAGAAGUAUGGUGCAGAUAUUACAGUUGCUGUGAUUGAUGAGAAGCCUAAAGAUACUUUGACUGAGCAUGAUACCCAACUUUCUAGUAUCCGGUGGCAUCUUUCUGAAGGUGGGUUCCAGGAGUUUCGGUUGAUAGAACGGCUUGGGGAAGGGAACAAACCAACAGCUAUUAUUGGUGAGGUUGCUGAUGACUUGAAUUUAGAUUUGGUGGUGAUGAGUAUGGAAGCUAUCCAUUCAAAGCACAUCGAUGCAAACCUAUUGGCUGAGUUCAUCCCUUGUCCCGUCAUACUUCUACCCCUUUGAGUGUAAAUAUCACCUCCCCACUUUCCAUCAUAUGAAAAACUAGUCUACUGUCUUAUGAUUCAGAAAAUUUUCAUGGUUUUAAGCUUUUUCUUGAAUCUCAUUGGUGUAGCUUUUGUUUCCAACUUCGUGACUCUAGUUGUUGCCAGCAGUGAAUCCAUCCUGUUUGGUGUAUUGUUUAUUGGUUUUGGGACAGUGAUUGCGAUUAAUUUUAGUUGUCAGACUGAAGGAAGCAUAAUUCUAUUUCAUUAA